This is a messenger RNA of Paramecium sonneborni, 848 nucleotides long. The record is from the annotation of a GenBank genome assembly. Lineage: Eukaryota; Ciliophora; Oligohymenophorea; Peniculida; Parameciidae.
AUGAAAUGCUCAUAUAAUGAAAUGGAUAAAAUACUUCCUUAAACUAAAACUAAUGGAGCUUUAUGGUUAGGAAAUAUAAAGGCAGCUUAAAAUAUUGUUAAACUAAAUUAAGAAAACAUCAAAACUGUUCUUACUAUAGCCAAUAAUACAAAUUUAUCUUACCCACAUCAUCAAAGAAUGAGACACAAAGUAAUUAAGAAUAUAAUAGGAAGGUUUUUGAAAUAAAAGAUAAUGAUAGCGUGAACAUACUUGAUUUAAUAGAAAUUACAAAUAAAUACAUAGAAGAGUCACUUUUAUGUGGUUCUGUCUUAGUUCAUUGUAUGGCUGGAAUUUCUCGUUCAGUUUCCUGUAUAAUAGCCUAUUUAAUUUACAAAAAUAAUUGGGAUUAUGAUUAAACUUUUAAGUUUGUGAAAUAGAAACGAAACUGCUCUAAACCUAAUGAAGGCUUUAAGAAAUAAUUAAUUAAAUAUGCUGAAUAAAAAUUAUUAUUAAAAAGUUAGAUUGUAAAUAACUAAUAAAAAUUAUUAAAUGAUCUAAGAAGGAAAUUAUAUUAAUCUCCUUACGAAAUUGCAAAAUAAACUUAGUUAGUAAAGUCGCCUAAUAAAUUCAUUACUUCACUAAAUUAUAAUUCAACUCCUGAAGAAAAAUAACAAUAUCGUUAAUAAAUGGCAUAAAAACUAUUUUUGAGUACCUUUUUUAAAGAUCAUUUACAUAAAUAUUCUAAUUCCAUAAUAUAAAAUAAAACUAAAAAUGGGCAAACUUUAAUAAAAAGGGCUUAACUAAGUAUGUAUCAUUCAAUUUAAGAAUCUGACAUUGGGUAUUUAUCUGAUAGAUACAAAAAUGCUUGA